Molecule: messenger RNA, 3670 nt
Organism: Tachyglossus aculeatus (Australian echidna)
Lineage: Eukaryota; Metazoa; Chordata; Mammalia; Monotremata; Tachyglossidae
Gene: SCEL
Product: sciellin
Exons: 42
Coding region: 76-2829 (917 amino acids)
Biological process (GO): epidermis development
Cellular component (GO): cytoplasm
Source: RefSeq, a predicted model, not a curated record
AUCACUACUGACUUUCACCCAACGUGAACGGGUUUCCUCCCCGAGAGAGAUCAAAACUGGGAAGCAGCCAACAACAUGUCAGCUUUUGCCCUGAGAAGAACAUCCCCUUCUGGAAAUGAUACAAAGAAUCCCACUCAUGGAAUCACACUAAAGCCGCAGGGUUUCCACGACAUUAACAAGAGAAGAACUUUCUUGCAGGAUAACAGCUGGAUAAAGAAAAGAUCAGAGGAGGAAAAAGAUGGAAACGCCAGUAGAGCUGUGCUUCACCGUCAUGGCUCACAUGAUGCCUUAGACAGGACCGGAAAUGAAAGAGAUGAACAGAGAGUGGCGUUAAGUCGGUACAGAUCGGAUGACACCUUAGAUAGGAUUUCAGACAGAAAUGAUUCCGGUAAAGCCAGUAAGGUGGAGGCCAUGGAUAGUCGACUAAACAAUAGGAGCAUGUCCACUUUUAAAGCACUGGAAGGAGGGAAGCCGCAGCCUGAGAAGACGUUCAACAGUCCUGCCAACUCCACAAGUGCUCGCCCCUCCAACGCUCCCAGCACAAACGCUCCGACGACCAGUGCUCGCAUUACCAGUGCUCCCACCACCGCGGCCCCCACAGCUAGCUACCGGACCACUACCCUUGCCGCCGCCAAUACGACCACCACUACAACCCCAGUGAAGAAAAAGAGACAGUCCUGGUUUCCACCACCCCCUCCAGGCUACACUGCCACCUCAAACACUGUGGAGAACAAAAGGGAGCCGGCUGUCCUACCACAAAUAUCGCCAAAGCCCGACCCUUCAGUUUCAUCUCCUACAUUACCGCAGCGUGAUAAUCGGCAGAUAUGCCCACCUAAACCAGCCAUACACAGUGAAAGAAGCAGAAGCUCUGAGAGAAGCAUAAGCAACCAAGAUCUUGGCAGUCUCAUCAAAGUGGACCCAAAGGCAAACAGGAGUGACAAUGAGAGUCAAGACCUCAAUGAUCUCAUCAAAGUGAACCCCCAGAAGGACAAAGAUGGAAAAGGAAGUCAAGACCUCAAUGAUCUCAUCAAAGUGAACCCCCAGAAGGACAAAGAUGGAAAAGGGAGUCAAGACCUCAAUGAUCUCAUCAAAGUGAACCCCCAGAAGGACAAAGAUGGAAAAGGGAGUCAAGACCUCAAUGAUCUCAUCAAAGUGAACCCCCAGAAGGACAAAGGUGGAAAAGGGAGUCAAGACCUCAAUGAUCUCAUCAAAGUGAAUGCCCAGAAGGACAAAGAUGGAAAGGGGAGUCAAGACCUCAAUGAUCUCAUCAAAGUGAACCCCCAGAAGGACAAAGAUGGAAAAGGGAGUCAAGACCUCAAUGAUCUCAUCAAAGUGAACCCCCAGAAGGACAAAGAUGGAAAAGGAGAUAAGGGAAUUGACAGUCUCAUUAAAGUGGAUGCCAGAACAGACAAAAGUGAGAAAGGAGAUAAGGGAAUUGACAGUCUCAUUAAAGUGGAUGCCAGAACAGACAAAAGUGAGAAAGGAAACCAAGAUCUUGACAGUUUCAUCGAAGUGGACCCAACGGCAAAGAGAAAUGACCGUGGAAGUCAAGAUCUCAAUAAUCUCAUCAAAGUGAACCCCCAGGAAGACAAAGAUGGCAAAAGAAGUAAAGGUCUUGAUCCUCUCAUUAAAGUGAAUCCCAAGAGAGAUGGAGAUGGCACAGGAAACCAAGAUCUAAGCAGUCUCAUUCAAGUGAGUCCCCAGAAAGACCAAGAGGGUAACAGGAAACAAGAGCUCGACACUCUCAUCAAAGUUGAUCCUCAAAAGGACAAAGAUGGCAAAGGCGGCCAUGAUUUGGAUGAGCUCAUCAAAGUGAAUCCCAACGAUAAUAAAAAUAGCACUGGCCAAGACCUUGACAGUGUCAUCCAAGUGAAUCCCCAAACUGGAAAAAAUGACAGCGGCCACAGUCUUGACGAUGUCAUUAAGGUGACUCUGCCACCGAAGAAAAAUGAUAACAGAGGUCAAGACCUGGACAAUCUCAUCAAAGUGAACCGCACAACAAACCAAAAUACUACAGGCCCAGGCCUUGAGGAAGUCAUCAGAGUCAACCCUCAGGCUAUGAAGAGGACAACCGGCCCAGGCCUUGAGGACCUCAUCAGGGUCAACCCCCAGGCUAUGAAGAGGACAACUAGGUACCGGGAUUCUGGCAGUCUCAUUCAAGUGUCCAACACAAUAAAUAAAAAUGACAAGCGAAGCCAGGACCUGGAUAAUCUCAUUCAAGUAAGCCCUGCAGCCCUCCAAAGUCUUAGAAGAGACCAAGAACUUGACAAUCUCACUGAAGUGAAUCCUAGCCUGUACAAUAAUCCAAAGCGGAGCCAAAGCCUUAAUAAUCUUAUUGAUGUCAACCCCGUUACGGAUCUGACUGGUAAAUGGGCUGAGGAACAUAAUAAAGAACUGAAUAAUCGGUCCAGUGGAAACACAGCUCGCCCUUCUGAGACCAGAAGAGAAACUAGCUCUAAUACUACAACCAGGUUCUCAAGUCCAAAGGACACUGUUGUGUACACAAGAUCAUUUGUGAAGAAUAGCAAAUCACCAAAAGUCGGGGCGGAGGAAAGCAGUUCUGGAAGAGCUAUCCAAACGGUCUAUUCAACAUCAGAUUGGUCCAUCGUGGAAAGAGAUAUGUGUACCUACUGCCGAAAACCCCUAGGCACAGAGACAAAAAUGAUCUUAGGUGACUUACAGAUUUGUUGUCAUUCGACCUGUUUCAAGUGUGAAAUAUGCACGCGACCUCUCCAAGAUUUGAAAGCCGGAGACAGCAUUUGGAUUUACAAGCAGACUGUCCAUUGCGACCCUUGCUACUCAAAGGUGAAAGCCAAGUGGAUUCUGUAGUUCCACCUUACAGAAACCAGGAUGAAGAACAUUUUGAAGAUUAAGUUUAAAAGGGUUUUUUCACAGAAGCUGGAAACUAUCUUGUGCGAAAUUUAUGAUUAUUGUGCUCUGGAUCAAAUAGUCUUAAUUGCAUGUAAUGAUAAACUAAUCACUUGAUGGGCAAUAUUUCACAUAAGGCAAACUUCGCAGGCUUUCCCUUGGAUUCCACCAAUGUUGCAAGGGUACCAGUAAGAUGCUCGGGGAAUCGAGUCUUUGAUCUGGAGCCAAUUAUUGCCCGGUGGCUGGCAGUUGUAUUUAUCUCCGGUGAUUUCCUACCGUUUGCACUUCUCUCAAUCCUAGCCUUAGAGAUUCCUGUAAUUCACAUGGUGGAUUAAAAUGAAAAAUUUUAUUCAGAUGGUGGAAGCAUAUAUUCGGCAAGAUCUUGGAAAAGGAUUUUGAUAGGUGAUUUUCAAUAAAGCAAAGAUGCAAAAUAUAAAAUAUGAACAAAGGAAUUAUUCUACCAAGCACCUAAAGAAGAGCUUUUACUAUUGAAUGUAAUCAACUAAAAUAUGCAAAGAAAUACCUUUGGUGUUCUAGCUUUAUCAUGGAUACACUGUCACAGAAAAUCAGAAACAGAAAAGGAAAUAUUAAGGAGUUUGGAUGAAGACAAAAGACAAAUGAAAUUCUUUGCAUAUAAGAACUUUGUUAUAUUUUUCUUUGCAUGCAUUUCAAAACCUGAGUAAAGUCAUUCACUGAACAAUAAUAAUAAUGUACUACACAAUCACUUUUCUUGGCCUAUGAAAAUAUAGUCUGAUUAUGAAGUAUUUUGUAUUUGCAAAGGGCUUAUAAAAAUAAAUAAACG